Pollicipes pollicipes is the source of this 1795-nucleotide messenger RNA. Its product is annotated as phenoloxidase-activating factor 3. Gene Ontology annotation, biological process: proteolysis. The transcript is spliced from 8 exons. Lineage: Eukaryota; Metazoa; Arthropoda; Thecostraca; Pollicipedomorpha; Pollicipedidae. The record is from RefSeq and is a predicted model, not a curated record. The coding region runs from base 130 to 1380 and encodes 416 amino acids. Gene Ontology annotation, molecular function: serine-type endopeptidase activity.
UAUUAUAGCGACCGGUCGGCACCCGUCUUCAGUAGUCGCAGGCAGACGGGCCUCACAGCGCACGCGGUGGUUUGGAGUGCCUCGGCUGCAGCGUUCGCAGAUCACCGAUCGAGAGAAGACUGUCCCAAGAUGCGGCUGCAAGCUGUGAUUCUUGCGUGCUUGGCGGCUGCGUGUGGAGCCGAACAGCGCACGAAAAGACAAGCGAUCGUGUUCGGCACCGAGCCGCAGGUGCUGCCGGCCACCUGUAAGGACUACGCCAAACGGCCUGGCCGCUGCAGCACGCUGCGCGACUGCCCGGCCUGGCUGCAGAUCGUCUCCAAUAACCCGACCACCGGCGACAUCAGCAACCUGCGCAAGAGUCUCUGCCAGCCGCCGCAAGGCAUACCGCUGGUCUGCUGCGCGUUCGAUACGCCAGACCAAACAGCGGUGCCCAUCCAGCGUCCAACGCAGCGACCCACCCGGCGUCCCACCCAGCAGCCAACCCAACAGCCUACCCCGCCGCCGGCACCCUCUGAAGACAACCGGGAGCCUGAGCAGCACCCGAACCGCCGCCUGCUGCCCACAGACAACUUCUGCGGCAUCAACAUCCACGACCGCAUCGUGGGCGGCGAGCAGGCGGACAUCGGAGAGUACCCCUGGCUGGCGGUCCUCGGCUACGAGGUGGUGGGCACGGGCGACACUGAGUUCAACUGCGGCGGAACCCUCAUCAACGACUGGUACGUGGUGACGGCGGCCCACUGCGUCACGAACCUGCCGUCCGACUACCGGCUCAGCACUGUCCGUCUGGGGGAGCACAAUCUGAUCACCAGCCCCGACUGCCAAGAGAGAGAUGGCUUGAAAAGUUGCUCCGAACGCGAGCAAGACUUCACGCCCGUGGAGGUGCUCCCCCACCCAGAUUACAGCAAGCCCAACCGGUAUUGGAACGAUAUCGCCCUACUGCGACUGGACAGACCCGUGUCCAAAAAUGCUGGUGUCAGCCCCAUCUGCCUGCCGUUCGGAGAGGCGCGCACCCGGGACUACACCGGCAGCAAUAUGUGGGUGGCCGGCUUUGGACUCACCGAGGCCUUCGGCGACUCCAGCAACGUGCUGAUGGAACUGCGCGUGCCGGUGGUCAGCAACCAGCGGUGCGCGGCCGUGUUCCGGCGGCAGCAAGCGCGGAUUGGGCCGAAGCAGAUCUGCGCUGGCGCGGAGAGGGGCCGCGACUCGUGCGCGGGCGACUCAGGCGGCCCCCUGAUGGGCAUCGAUCGGUUCGGGCCGCCCUACCGCCUCAUCGGCGUCGUCUCGUUCGGUGUCUCGCGCUGCGGCACGGCCGACGUGCCCGGCGUGUACACGCGGGUCAGCGAGUACCUCAACUGGAUCUUGGACAACAUGCGUGCGUAGCCGGCGUCGGACAUCUGUGAUACGCAGAGGGGCGGGCGCCGGGCGUCGUGUGCUCACCGGCGGCGUCCCGCGCUGGUCGGUCGAGCCACGCCGCCGCUGGUGGAGAGUGGAGGUCGGAGUGGAUCGCCGGAGGAGAGCGGAGGUCGGUGUGGAUCGCCGGAGGAGAGUGAAGGUCGGAGUGAAUGUGCAGGGAGUGUUCGGGUUUGUCAUAGUGUACGAUACGAGAUGUCGGGCAUACUCAGAACGGAGCUCACUGCUGUGCCGUCCGCCGUUGUACAGCGCCGCCUGCGUAGAGGCGUCACCCGCCGGCAAGCGGUGUGCCGUGUUUAAGUUAUGCCUGGUCCUGUACGGUGUCACACUGAACUAUCAUUUGGUGGUGAUUGUUAUGUGUCCUUUAAUAAAAUGGCCAAUUGUG